GUCUUCCCUCCACCCCACUACCCAAACUCCACCCAAAACACAAACCAAGAGGCAAGAGGCAAGAGGCAAGAGGCAAGAGGCAUAGAGGUGCAGUGACGUCAUCACACCUUUUAGCUGAUUAUCCAUUUGGAAAUUCCAGGUCAACACUCAGGAAUUAAUAAAAUUCGAAAAGCUACGAACUUUCAUGGUUCGCGGCACACAUGUGUAUAUAUAUAGCCAAUGGCCCAUUUGGGUCGACCAAAAACAAAACGCACAAAAUUUCGGAGAUGGGAAAAGUGAACUUUCAUGGCUGCUCUCAAUCUCUAUCUCAAUCCCACACGGUUUCUUGGGUAAGAGGGAAGUGUAUAGGGAAGGGGUCCUUUGGCACUGUGUGCAUCGGGGUCAGCAAAUCGGACGGUCAAGUCUUCGCCGCCAAGUCGGUGGAUCGCGCCGCGUGUCUUCACGGUCAGCUGGAGUCACUGGAGAACGAAAUUCGGAUUCUCCGGUCGCUCUCCUCGCCGCACGUCGUCAAGUACCUCGGAGACGACGUGUCGUGCGACACAACCAGUUCCACGGCGUCGUUUCGGAAUCUCCACAUGGAGUACUUGCCAGGUGGCACCGUCGGUGCCGACGUGGACGAAACGACGUUGCGUUCUCGCACCUGGUGUGUCGUUUCGGCGCUGAGGUACGUCCACUCGAGAGGCAUUGUUCACUGCGACGUCAAAGGGAAGAAUGUCCUGGUGGGCCCCGCUCUCGACCAAGCCAAGCUGGCCGAUUUCGGUUCGGCGAUGGUGCUUUCCGACCACACGUGUACGGGCCCGAUCGUUCCACGCGGAAGCCCGCUGUGGAUGGCACCGGAGGUAAUUAACCGAGAAUAUCAGGGGCCGGAGUCCGACGUCUGGUCUCUGGGCUGCACGGUGAUCGAGAUGGUAACCGGAAAGCCUGCGUGGGAGGAUCGCGGGGUGGACACGCUGGCUCGAAUUGGGUUGUCGGGCGGGUUGCCCCGGUUCCCGAACCAGUUGUCGGAAACGGGUCGCGAUUUUCUCGAGAAGUGUCUUAUGAGAGACCCGAAGGAGCGAUGGAGCUGCGAUCAGCUGCUGCAGCAUCCAUUCUUGGCUUCCGUGUCGCCCAAUGCGGUCGCCGACUCGUCGCCUCGCUGCGUGCUCGACUGGGUUAACUCCGAGUUCGGAGAUGAUCACGAGGAGGACGAGGAGGACUGCGAGGCUUCUGCGAGGGAGCGGAUUGGUAAAUUGGCGACGAAUACAGGGGCAAAUUGGGAAUCAGAUGGAUGGACUGCGGUGAGGGGCACGGACUGUUGCAAAGUAGAAGUAGAAGCAGAUGGCGCGAGUUCGUGUGAGGAAGGGACAAGUUGGGAAUAUUCAGAUGUAAGAGCGGUAGAUUUGGAAUGUGAAAAAUUCGGUGGCUGUGAUUCAGUGGAGCGGGCACGUAAUUAUUACUGUGACGGUGGGAGGUGCGCGGCGGUUGGCUCCAGCGGUUGGUGUGGGUGGAAAAGGGAAUGUUUGGCGGUGGAGAGAGUAGGGAUAAGAAGGUCUUGUGGCAGCUUGUGUAAUUUGUGUAGAAGCAUGUUAUUUCUAUUUUUAUAUUCUUUGGUAAUAUUCAUGAAUAAAUUAUUAAUUAUUUUUAUUUGUUAUAUUGUCGGGUUUGGUUCAUAAGUUUUAUUCUCAUUUUGGACAAAAA
Prunus dulcis (almond) is the source of this 1677-nucleotide messenger RNA. Its product is annotated as mitogen-activated protein kinase kinase kinase 18. Gene Ontology annotation, biological process: protein phosphorylation. Lineage: Eukaryota; Viridiplantae; Streptophyta; Magnoliopsida; Rosales; Rosaceae. The record is from RefSeq and is a predicted model, not a curated record. Gene Ontology annotation, molecular function: ATP binding; protein kinase activity. The transcript has a single exon. The coding region runs from base 201 to 1652 and encodes 483 amino acids.